AUGCAUUGGUCGACCUCGGUUCCGCUGCUCUGCAGCUCAAUGCUUACUUUCGUCACGGGCUCGCUUGCGCUGGGGCGGACGGAUAAGCACUAUGCCAUCAUGGACAAUGAUUGGUAUACAGUGGGCUUUGUACCUUAUUUGGUUGCUCUUGAUGGCGAUGUGGAAAUCCUAGGCUUGGCCUCAGAUACCGCCAACAGCUGGCAGCCACAAGGCGCUUUGCACGCAGUGGCAACCUUAGAGGCCGGGAAUCUCAGCUGCAUUCCAGUCUAUCCAGGUGCGACAUGGCCGCUGAUCAAUACCCCCCACCGCUUCCGAGCAUGGGAGAUGAUCCAUGGCAAACUGCCCUGGGAAGGUGCUUUUGCGCCCGAGAAUAAGACUCUGGAGGCUGAGGGCAAUGAUCCCACCUCUGGCGAUCCGGACCGCAUAGUCAAGGAGGCUUUCAAGGAAGGCUUCCCCAAGGGCCGACCGGAAAACUCCACCUCGGCGGCUAACUUCAUGGUCGAGAUGGUGCACAAGUAUCCCGGCCAGGUAUCCAUUUACUCGGCCGGCGCCUUGACCAAUAUUGCGCUUGCUGUGCGUAUGGACCCGCAGUUUGCGUCACUUGCCAAGGAUCUUGUGAUUAUGGGUGGGUAUGUCGACCUGAACAUGCUUCAGGCCACUGGAAGUAUCAUGCUGGCAAAUCACCAGUCUGACAUCAAUCUCAUGAUCGACCCGGAAGCUUCUAAGAUAGCCCUGACGGCGGAUUUCCCCAAUAUCACCAUCGCCGGAAAUGUUGCCAACCAGGUCUUCCCGACCAAGGAGUUCUUGGAAGAAGUUCAUUCGGUUCCAAACCCAUACAGCGAGCUCUUCUAUAAGUAUUACGACCUGUCAUUGCCUUUCUGGGAUGAAACAGCUGCUGCGCUGAUGGUCGACCCUUCUAUCUCUGUCAACCAGACUUCAGUAUAUCUGGAUGUGGACACAUCGUAUGGCAGCCCCAGCUAUGGAAACAUCCAUGUGUACCAGAAGGCACUUGCGCCUCAGGGUAUCCGGGAGGUGAACUAUGUGUUCGAGGUGGAUGGCGAGAAGCUCAUCAGCCGGAUCAAGCAUGCCCUACAGUAUCCCAAAUCCUGUGCGGAUUUGGAGUAG
Messenger RNA from Penicillium samsonianum, 1125 nucleotides. RefSeq lists its product as uncharacterized. Gene Ontology annotation, cellular component: cytosol. The record is from RefSeq and is a predicted model, not a curated record. The transcript is spliced from 4 exons. The coding region runs from base 1 to 1125 and encodes 374 amino acids. Gene Ontology annotation, molecular function: purine nucleosidase activity. Gene Ontology annotation, biological process: purine nucleoside catabolic process. NCBI's taxonomy places the organism in Eukaryota, Fungi, Ascomycota, Eurotiomycetes, Eurotiales, Aspergillaceae.